CAAGGCCUUGCACACAUAACACAUCGAGCCCCAGCACCCCCUCUGGGGAUAAACCCCAGCCCCUGACCUCAACUCAUCGAUUCCAGUUGACAGUUGAAAAACCACCCGUAGCGAUGGCAGCUGCAGGUCUGCGCUGCCUCUGCCUCGUCUCCGCCCUCGCCUUCUCUUCGUGCUCGCUGUCGCUGGCCAGCAACCAGCGGGACGCCGACAGGGUGGCGCGCCUCCCCGGCCAGCCGGAGAGCCCGAGCGUGUCGCAGUUCGCCGGCUACGUCACGGUGAACGAGCGGCACGGGAGGGCGCUCUUCUACUGGUUCUUCGAGGCGCAGACGACGCCGGAGGAGAAGCCGCUCCUCCUCUGGCUCAACGGAGGACCCGGUUGCUCCUCGAUUGGCUAUGGAGCUGCAUCUGAGCUGGGGCCUCUCAGAGUUAUCAGACAAGGAGCAGCCCUGAAGUUCAAUGAGUACGCCUGGAACAAAGAGGCUAACCUACUGUUCUUGGAGUCUCCUGUUGGGGCUGGCUUCUCCUACACCAACACAUCCUCUGACCUUGACAAACUGAAUGAUGACUUUGUAGCUGAAGACGCUUAUAGCUUCCUAGAGAACUGGCUACAGCGAUUUCCGGAGUACAAGGACAGAGAGUUCUACAUUGCAGGAGAGAGCUAUGCAGGUCAUUAUGUGCCACAACUUGUUGAUCUUGUUUAUGAGAGGAACAAGGAGAAGAAGGGCAAAGCAUAUAUCAACAUCAAGGGGUUCAUUGUUGGCAAUCCUGCCACUAACCAUUACUAUGAUUCGAAAGGUCUAGCUGAGUAUGCCUGGAGCCACGCAAUUGUGUCGGAUGAAGUAUACAGCCGCAUUAAGAAGCACUGUGACUUCAAGAUUUCUAACUGGUCUGAUGGUUGCAACGCCGCCAUGGACAUUUUGUAUGGUCAGUACCAAGAGAUCGACAUGUACAACAUAUAUGCCCCCAAAUGCCUUCUCAAUCAGAGUUCAGCAUCAUCUGCAAACUUCGUGAAUGAUCAGUUCAGGAGAAGGAUACGGAUGUUCUCUGGCUAUGAUCCCUGUUACUCAUCCUAUCCUGAGGACUACUUCAACAAGCAGGAAGUGCAGAAAGCAUUUCAUGCGAAUUUCAGUGGAUUGCUCCCGGGGAAAUGGCAUGCCUGCAGUGAUCUCAUCCAGAACUCCUACAAUUUUUCGGUAUUCUCGGUCCUACCAAUAUACUCUAAGCUCAUCAAAGCAGGACUGAGAGUUUGGCUCUACAGCGGCGAUGCAGAUGGUUGGCUCCCAGUGAUCGGCUCCCGGUACUGCGUGGAAGCACUUGGCCUGCCGAUCAAGACCCAGUGGCAACCCUGGUACCUCGACAAACAGGUUGCUGGGAGGUUUGUGGAGUACCAUGGCUUGAGCAUGGUGACGGUCCGGGGCGCAGGCCACCUGGUGCCCCUCAACAAGCCUGCUGAAGCGCUGACGCUGAUCAACGCAUUCCUCCGUGGUGAGCAGCUUCCAACACACCGUUGAUGGACGUGUGCGGUGUGAUAGUGCAAGGUUCAGGGGAAGAUGGCAUUGGAUACAAGGAUGUUUGGCCCGAAACCGGCAACUUGGACUCUUGCAUUGGUUCAAGAAGUUAGCCUACUUGCGAAGUUUGAAUUUGGGACUUGUUUAUCAUGGUUGGCCAAAUACUUGGUGUUCAACAACUUGGACUUUUUCCUAA
Panicum virgatum (switchgrass) is the source of this 1704-nucleotide messenger RNA. RefSeq names its product serine carboxypeptidase-like 26. The record is from RefSeq and is a predicted model, not a curated record. Bases 114 to 1511 code for a protein of 465 amino acids. Gene Ontology annotation, molecular function: serine-type carboxypeptidase activity. Gene Ontology annotation, cellular component: vacuole. Gene Ontology annotation, biological process: proteolysis. NCBI's taxonomy places the organism in Eukaryota, Viridiplantae, Streptophyta, Magnoliopsida, Poales, Poaceae. The transcript has 10 exons.